AGGUGGCAGUGUAUGCACCUAAAAGUUGGGUGCGAUCCACCAACCAAAUCCCAAAGAAGAAGGAGGGCCGGUGUUACAAAACGUGAAGAUUUAAUUGAAAAACAAUCUUUUUCCUGCUUCUUGGUUUCAAUACGUAGGUUAAAUAUUGUAACUUUUGGCGGAGUCAUGUAUCGGCGACCAUUGCAGUCCGCUGUGAGGAACAUAAUAAAUACGUCAGCAUCCAGAGUCACCUUCGGCAAGGCAUUAGAGCAAGAGGCCUGUCUUGGAAGAGCUUUAAUUGCUUGCCGGUUGUUAGCCGCAACCUCUCCGUCCCAGACACAAUGCCGGACCCUUCACAGCACUUCACAGCUUUUUAAUGUGAAAGAAACCCCACAGACGGCCAUGGAAGAGGAGGUGGGGGCCUUCACCAAGCUCAUCGAGGCCAUGGGCUUCACAGGACCUCUCAAAUACAACAAAUGGAAAAUCAAGAUUGCUGCCUUGCGCAUGUACACAUGCUGUGUGGAGAGAAUCAACUAUGACGAAUUUUUUGAAAAAUGCUCCCUCCCCGACACGCUCAACUCCUGGUUCCUGGUGGCACAGCUCCAUGUCUGGAUGUGUCUGGUGAGGAUUAGGCAAGAAGGCCGUGAGGGGAAGUACAUGUGCCGCUACAUCGUCCACUCAAUGUGGGAGGACGUGGAGCAGAGGAGCAAGAUCAUGGGGAUUGAUGCCAUUCACCGGAAGGAAAGCAUGAGGGCUAUGACAGAGACUUUCUAUGCUGCUAUUUUUGGAUAUGAUGAGGGAAUCCUUUCGGACGAUGGGGUGCUGGCAGCCGCCCUGUGGAGGAACAUUUUCAACCGCCAGUGCGAGGACCCCAGGCAGCUGGAGCUCAUGGUGGAGUACGUCCGUAAACAGAUGCAGUUUAUCGAUGCUCUGGACGGGGAGGACCUCCUGCUGACUGGGGAGGUCAAUUGGCGCCCCCUUCUGGAGGAUAAUGCACAGAGCAUCCUGAAGGUCCCCACGCCCACCUACAACGACGCUGGGCUCUAAGACGCCCACCCCCAUCACCCUGCUCCACCUCCUUCUCUACCCAUACUCCUCUGUGUCCAGAAACACUGUACUCUAGGCAGGAUAGCCAUGCAGGGACUCACACCUGAUCUACACAACAUACACCCUCUCUCUCCCUUCACCUCCCCUACCCACCCUCCAAAACAACCCCCUAACCAGUGUCCCAUCAACCAACCAACUGACUGGCAGGGAAUACCAUCCACCGCCAUUUCCUAUAAGUUUUGAGAGUAAGAAGAUGCCGGCUUGUUGCACUUCAUUUAAAAAAUGAUACAGAAAUCCUUUCUAGUUAACUAUUUUUUUUUUCUGAUGCCAUAAUAUUUAUAAGCGUUCUUUUAUAGCCUUUGCGGUUACAUGCCCCGCUGUCUAAGUUUUUCUGGUGCAGCGGUUCCGUCUUCCAGUGCUCUCAGAACGUUAUGGGAAACAUAUACAUGUUGCCUGGCGAGUCAUCAAUGUAUAAAAUGGGACUUUUGCCCUAAUUGAAAUAAGUCUCAAAGGAAUCUUUGUUUUUCUUUUUGUUUGUAUGAAUCCUCCUUCAAAAUAAAUCUGUAAACCAGUAA
This is a messenger RNA of Salmo salar (Atlantic salmon), 1601 nucleotides long. It is a transcript of the gene uqcc1, whose product is annotated as ubiquinol-cytochrome c reductase complex assembly factor 1. Gene Ontology annotation, cellular component: mitochondrion. Gene Ontology annotation, biological process: mitochondrial respiratory chain complex III assembly. NCBI's taxonomy places the organism in Eukaryota, Metazoa, Chordata, Actinopteri, Salmoniformes, Salmonidae. The record is from RefSeq and is a predicted model, not a curated record.